Messenger RNA from Alternaria alternata, 493 nucleotides. RefSeq lists its product as hypothetical. The transcript has 2 exons. Lineage: Eukaryota; Fungi; Ascomycota; Dothideomycetes; Pleosporales; Pleosporaceae. Bases 119 to 409 code for a protein of 96 amino acids. The record is from RefSeq and is a predicted model, not a curated record.
AGUCAACAACCCCCGCAAGUCAGCCUCCUCACCCGCCGCAGUCUCCCCCCCUUCAAGAGCUAUCCGUUUCCUGCAUGCCGUAAGGGCAGACAAGGCUCGCACACUGUUACCAUCAUCUAUGCCAUCCGUGAACAAACGCCUGCCCCAUCGCAGCCUGCGCGAGUUGAUGUUUGCGAUCGGCAGAGCCCUUCGACACCGCCUUGAGGCUGAAAAAGAGCCGUCGCACUGGCACCCUCGGUCACCCCUGCUUUGCCCCAUUCGCUCGAUCCGAGCGUCUCUAGCCUGGCACGCUUCCGACGGCACCUCGCUUUUCUCAUCUCUGUUUAUCGUAUCCAUUCCGCCAGACUUGCUGCUCUGGACCCUUCUUCUUCCAUCGUCGCGAGAAGAAUGCAGCCCAUGGCCCUGCUGACUCUCCUCCAGACAGCUAUUCAAGACUGGUCUUGCUGUGCCACACGCUCUCUUCAUCGCCGCCUGGGUCUUUCUCUAGGGGCAU